Messenger RNA from Magnolia sinica, 1801 nucleotides. Its product is annotated as OVARIAN TUMOR DOMAIN-containing deubiquitinating enzyme 1-like. Gene Ontology annotation, cellular component: nucleus. Gene Ontology annotation, molecular function: cysteine-type deubiquitinase activity; ubiquitin binding. The coding region runs from base 1 to 1188 and encodes 395 amino acids. Gene Ontology annotation, biological process: protein K48-linked deubiquitination. The transcript is spliced from 9 exons. The record is from RefSeq and is a predicted model, not a curated record. Lineage: Eukaryota; Viridiplantae; Streptophyta; Magnoliopsida; Magnoliales; Magnoliaceae.
AUGACGAUGCAGCAGCAAGAUCCUCAGCAAAAGCCGCCUCCGUCCGAUGAGGCUUUGCCGGACCCUCACAUCUGCGGCUCACCUCCUGGCCCCUCCAUCCACGACGAAUUGUCGAAUCUCAAAGACGAUGACACCAAGGAUCAUCCGUCCGUAACCUUCGCUGGCAUCUAUGGCGGAUUGCCGAAUCUCGUAGACGUUGAUGCCACGCAGCAGCUGCAGUCCACCAUCCGUGCAGACCUAGCUGAUGAAUGGUUGAAUCUCAGAGGCAACGAUGGCAUGCAGCGGGGUUCUGCACUCGUUGAGAAAUGGUUGAAUUCCAACGGCGACGAUGUCACUCAGCAUCUGCCCGCAUUUGACAACGAAUGGUUGAAUCUCGAUUACGAUGAUGUUACACAGCAGCAGCGUGCAAUCUGUCGAGAUGAAGCAGAUCAAUCGCCGUUAGUUGGCGACAAGGAGCCUCUCCUUUCAUUAGCAAGGGAAUACGAAUCAGGCAGCCCUAUCUUGAAGGAAAAAAUCAAGAUGCUCAGUGAACAUUAUGCUGCCAUCAGGCGGACAAAGAGAGACGGAAAUUGUUUCUUUCGAAGCUUUAUGUUUUCAUAUCUGGAGUAUAUUCUGGAAUCGCAAGACAAAGCUGAGGUUGAUCGUGUUGUGGCAUGUGUUGAACAAUCCAAGAAGAUGCUUCAGAGUAUCGGAUAUGAAGAAUAUAUCUAUACGGAUUUCUACUCGCUGUUCAUCAAGCAGCUUGAAUGUCUUCUGCAAGGAAAAGAAACCUCCAUAAGUCCUGAUGAGCUUUUGAAGAGAAGCCAAGAAGCAUCGAUUUCGAACUACCUUGUAUUGUUCCUCAGAUAUGUUGCUUCUGGUGAAAUACGCAGACGCUCUGAUUUUUUUCAAUCAUUCAUUGUUGAAAAUGGAACAGUAAAUAAGUUCUGUUCAACUUCGGUGGAGAGCAUGGGAGAAGAAAGUGACCACGUGCAAAUGAUUGCCUUGUCAGAUGCACUAGGAGUGCCAAUUCGCGUGGUCAACCUUGACAGCAGCUCAUGCAAGGCCAGCAGUGUCAAUGAAGCAAACCACCACGAUUUCAUCCCAGGCAAUGGUCCUAACCCAGUAAAACCAAUCAUCACAUUGCUCUACCGGCCAGGCCACUACGACAUUCUUUACCCCAAGCGACUCACCUUGCCAAGCUAUUGAUGCGGCAAGGGCCCACGGAUGGGACCAUUGUACAGCAAAAUCCAUGGAUGAAUUCAAUGGGGGUAGCUACUUUUAGCUAUGUUUUAUUCGAUACCAGAUUUGUUUUCCAAAUGUUGAUGAGCUUCUAGGCUGAUUCCAAAUGUGAAUGGGACGAACAGAGACAACAGUUUUACGUCUAAUACAUGAUCACAUGCAUACCUGACCAACUCCUUUUGAAAGUUCGCCUUUAUGGUUUCUAUCAAAUGCAGACCAUUCAUCUGUUGGGUCCCACAAUCGCUUGCUGCCAACAUUGAAAGGUUAGGGUUGUCCACUUUCUGAAUAGAUUAUUGAGACAUGCUUAAUCCAUGGUGAGACCCAACAGACUGAUGGCCCGGAUAAUUGAUUUGUGGGUGUCAUUGUGCAGACAUUGAAACAAGGUAUAUUGUGCAGAUCCUUUGGUUGAGGAUCCUAUAAUUCAUCAUUACUCUCUUUCGAGUCCUUUUUGGUUGAGGUGAAAGGUGGUUGGCUAUAAACGAAACAAGGUUGUUUUGGUGGGCACUGUAAUUGGAUAGGUGGGGGCCCCAUUGCAGUGAUCCAGGCAGUUUAUACGUGGGGCCUUUUCAUAGUGUGGGCA